Messenger RNA from Tarenaya hassleriana, 1342 nucleotides. RefSeq names its product ranBP2-type zinc finger protein At1g67325-like. Lineage: Eukaryota; Viridiplantae; Streptophyta; Magnoliopsida; Brassicales; Cleomaceae. The record is from RefSeq and is a predicted model, not a curated record. The transcript is spliced from 10 exons. Bases 129 to 983 code for a protein of 284 amino acids.
AUAAAUCACAUGAACUUCCCGUGAAUCGAAAACUAUGCCCCCUUUUUUUCUCCGUCGUAGUUGAAGCGUAGGGCAAGUCGCCUUCAAAUCUCCGCCGCGUAACAUCUGUUUUCGUUCGUUCCGCCGGCAUGUCUCAGGUUGACAACAGAAAUUCAUCAGCCACGAAGCGUGCUAGAACUGACGGCGGUCGCAGAGAAGAUGAUUGGACCUGCCCCAGUUGUGGCAAUGUCAAUUUUUCAUUCAGGACAACUUGCAAUAUGCGUAAUUGUACUCAACCGAGGCCUGCAGAUCAUAAUGGAAAGUUUGUGCCCAAGCCUAUGCAACCUCCACAAAAUUACUCACCAUCAGGACCAUAUGUAGGUUCUGGGGGACCCCCUUCAGUGUACAUGGGUGCCUCGCCAUAUGGGUCUUCCCUCUUUCACAGAUCUUCUGUUCCUCCUUUCGACAUUCCAUUCUCUGGGGGUUCACCUUAUCAUUUCAAUUAUAGCAGCCGAAUCUCUGUUGGUGCUCCUUAUGGACCACUUCAUAUGCCUGGGCCUCCACCGUACUCUGGUGGAUCUAUGAUGGGAAAUGGUAUGUAUGGCAUGCCUCUUCCAAUAGACAGGUAUGGCCUUGGCAUGCCCAUGGUUCCUGCAGCUGCUAUGCAGAUGCCGAGACCUGGGUUCUAUCCAGACGAGAGUACUCAGAAAAGAGAUUCAACUCGUGAUAAUGAUUGGGCAUGCCCAGAAUGUGGUAACGUGAACUUCUCAUUCAGAACUGUAUGCAACAUGAGGAAAUGCAAUACCCCAAAGCCUGGAUCCCAGGUUGGGAGCUCAGAAAAGAGUUCCAAACAAAAGGCGCCUGAAGGUAGCUGGAAGUGUGAUGAGUGUGGAAAUAUAAACUAUCCAUUCAGGGCCAAGUGCAACAGGCUGAACUGUGGAGCCGAUAGACCGGUGGAGGGCGACAGAUCUCCAUCCACGGAUCCAGAAGACAAUGAUCAGUGAGUCGGUAGACAGUUUUGUCGUUGAGGGUUGAGAAGGUCACAGGUUGUCAGCCAGCGUUGGGUGUCCUAAUGUCGUCAGUUCAGUUGUUGUCAUCGUCGUCUGGGUCGUCGUCCAUGUUGCAGCGGUCGUCGAAGUCACUCUCUACUUUCUCUUUUAAGUCUUUCUUUCUUUCUUUCUUUUUUUAUGUGGGGUUGUUCUAUUGACCCCCAAAAUAUUGCUCAUGUAUGUGUUAAUCCUCCUCUAGAUGCUCCAGGUCUGGAUCUGAUUUAACAAAAAAAAAAUAAGUUUUAGGGGUUAGAACUCAGAUUCUGUCGUUCGCAGGGGAUAGACAAGUUAUAAAAAGGUUGUGUUUCAGUUUG